Molecule: messenger RNA, 645 nt
Organism: Arabis nemorensis
Lineage: Eukaryota; Viridiplantae; Streptophyta; Magnoliopsida; Brassicales; Brassicaceae
Source: the annotation of a GenBank genome assembly
AUGACUUCAAAAGACUGUGGCUCCCACCACAGCGACUCAUCUCGCUGCCGUAAAAUCCGCCGACGUGUAAUCAUCCCUAUAAUAACCUUCCUCGGAAUAAUCCUCUUCUUGAUUUUGAUAAUAUGGGCAAUUCUUCAACCUUCGAAGCCACGUUUCAUCCUCCAAGACGCCACCGUCUUCUCCUUCAACGUCACCGGCAAUCCACCGAACCUCCUCACUUCAAAUUUCCAAGUAACCAUCUCUUCUCGUAACCCUAACGACAAGAUCGGAAUCUACUACGACCGUCUCGACGUCUACGCUUCUUACAAGAGCCAACAGAUCACUUUUCCGACGUCGAUUCCACCGACUUAUCAAGGACACAAAGAAGUCAACGUUUGGUCACCUUUUGUCGGUGGAAACUCUAUUCCGGUGGCUCCGUACAACGCUUUGUCUCUUGAACAAGACCAUACAUAUGGCGGUGUUAUGUUGCUUGUUCGAAUCGACGGUCGUGUUCGUUUUAAAGUCGGAGCUUUUAUCACCGGAAAAUAUCAUCUUAACGUUAGGUGUCCGGCGUAUAUCAACUUCGGGAAUAGUGCAGCCGGAGUUGUCGUCGGAGUAAACGCCGUUAAGUAUACGCUCAUCACCACUUGCAGUGUUAGUAUCUGA